AUGGAUAAUGCCAAUCAAAAGAAACUUGAUAAACUUGCUCGAGUUCGAGAAAACCAACGCAAGAGCCGUGCUAGGAAACAGGAGCACACCCGCGGCUUGGAACAAAAGCUGGUGGCUCUCCAAGAACAAGCCCACCAAAAAGAUGUUGAACAUAGAUUGGCUAUUCAGAAGCUGGAAGCUGAAAACAGGGGCUUAAGACUGCUUUUGUCUCGCUUGGGGCUACCUGCUGAAACCAUUGCAGAAUAUGUCCAGGCAGUUGAGGACCCAAACAUGGCUCAGAAGGUUGCCAUUCCAGCUCUAAGACGGUCACUGGCCGUGCAUAAUCAACAGAAGAAUUGCCGGAGUCCGCCUUCAUUACCUAGGUGCCAAGCGGAUUCCGAGGUUCCCCACACAGAGGAUUUAGGAGGCCUAUCGAAGACAGACAUUUUCCAGAAUGCUACAAGGCUCGCUCAAAAAACCGAGCCUCAGGGGACUUUGGAUCAGCAAAUAUCCAAUCAACGUCAGUCUAUAUGUGGUUGUCUUCCUGAUACAGCAGCAGGAUCAAGCGCCACUAGUUAUGAUGUUCUCAAUACGACCCUCUGCGCGAUUGCAGAAGAGCUGAUCAAGCAACAUAACAGACGUGGCUUGGAUAUGGCAGAGAUUCAGAAAAAGCUCUGGGCAGGUUUCUGUAAUGGCCUUACAACUGACGAAGGAUGCAGAGUACAAAACCAAAUUUUAUUUCAGGUCCUAGACGAGAUCAGCGGUGACUAG
This is a messenger RNA of Aspergillus pseudotamarii, 750 nucleotides long. RefSeq names its product bZIP transcription factor. The transcript is spliced from 2 exons. Bases 1 to 750 code for a protein of 249 amino acids. NCBI's taxonomy places the organism in Eukaryota, Fungi, Ascomycota, Eurotiomycetes, Eurotiales, Aspergillaceae. The record is from RefSeq and is a predicted model, not a curated record.